CGCCCGUCGUUGCAUUGCGAUUGCAUGAUAGCAAGCAUGGGCGCUCUCUGAACAUAGUUGCCGCAGCACAUCGAUUCUCACAACAGGCCAACGGGCGAGGUGUGAGAGUGAUCAAUCGUGAUACUCCAGGUUGCAAUUGUCAGAAACAGAAAUGCCGCCCUGGCCCUACUCUUGUUUCUUGCGCUCACGCGCCCAGGGCUCGUUGACGAGCCUCACAUAUCACGUCCGAUUGCCUGUUUUUCCCGUUCUUUCUACUCACGACCUUACCCUCGCUUCAUCUCGAACGACGCGCCGAGGACAAGAUGCCUGCCCCGUAUAUAGAAUUCGCGUACCCCAUCACCAAGCCGUUCAGGACCAAGUGGAGAUACAUCGACUGGAUAUUGAUAGCGUUUGGUGCCACCGCGCUCGGCCUGCUCAUCCUCUUCAAUGUUUACUAUGUCGGAUACGACGUGGUCUCUGUCACGAUGACGGACUUCAACGCCACCCAGAACAUGCCGUGGUACUUGAGGUGGAAGCAGUCGGGCCAGACAUGCCAAGAACACACGUUUUAUCUCGGCGACAACUUCCGCACCAACAUCUCCACCUUCUCCUACGAGAUCUUCGGAUUGUCUAUCGUCCAAGGGAACUCGCAUGACUCGCAAUCCGGCAUAGUAUACGCGAACAAUGUGCUGGAUGGGUGCAAUGUCGCGUACUUCCAGUUCGUGACGCAGGUCGCGGACCGCACGAUCAACCUCGACGUUGAAGUCGAUUGUCCUCCACCCAUGAACUUCCAGGCAAGGACGAGCUGGAGCUACACGAACCACAAGGUCAUCGGAGCUCUGCAAUCCAAUUUCUUUGCCCCCAACAGCACGCCGCGCGCUAUCGUCGAGGCGUUGAACUACUUUGGAGACGCAAACUACUUCGCGAUCUGGAAUAACAACUACACGUACAACGACGACAGGCUAGGGAAGUUCAUCAUGACCGGCCAGCCGAGGUGCGACGGUAACGACGGAUGCCGCCAAGUACGGCCCAACGUUGGCGUUACUUUCUUCAACGGUAUCCGCUACAGCGACAUGGGCAUCGUCUUCGAUUCGAACGGGAACCCUGCCGACCUUGGGUGGAACAUCGACCUCGUUUACGACAUGGUCCAGGUCUUCAUCGCCGCCAUACAGCUCGACGUGGGUCACUACAUGUCUAACAACCUCUUCGUCAACGGCACCGCCUUCAAAACCUCGCUCAACCCCUCCUAUCUCAACACGGACUUCAACAAUCCAGCCAUGAACGCCUUCGUGGAAGCUGCAGGCGAGAACGGCGCCGCGUACGUCAAUGGCACGCUGUCUGGCGACGGGACUGCCUCGCAUUCUGCCAUCAUCCGGAUCCCGUAUACGUGCAUCACCAGUCAGAGGAAGAAGGCGGGAACCUUCUUCUUCAGCGUCGCGUCGUCGACGUUGUCUCUGUUCUUGAGUGUGUGGGGCAUUACGGUCUUAGGCCUCGGAACGUGGGCGCGGUCGUCGAGCGCAGAAGGUGGGUUCUAUGUUAUCACAUACGGCGAAGUAGCUCACCGCUCUGUAGCGAAUGCGUGCUGCAUGGGACAGCCAAUUCCUCUGAAGCGCAGCAAAGGUUCCAGUGACACGUCUGAAGGGCUGCUUGAAACUCCCUACCUCAACCGUUCUGCAUCCUACACCGGCAUACCGGUCUCGCCACCACAUCACCAGCACCACCAACUAGAGGCAUGAAGAGGGGAGAGGGGGCUUGGGUACACGUCGUCGAGAUACACGGACAUGGUCAAUAAUAAAUUAUAUGUGUACAACAUCCGUAAAUUAACGUGCUAUCGGACUUCUUUGGGGCCAUACCUGGU
This is a messenger RNA of Schizophyllum commune H4-8, 1837 nucleotides long. RefSeq lists its product as uncharacterized. The record is from RefSeq and is a predicted model, not a curated record. NCBI's taxonomy places the organism in Eukaryota, Fungi, Basidiomycota, Agaricomycetes, Agaricales, Schizophyllaceae. Bases 303 to 1715 code for a protein of 470 amino acids. The transcript has 7 exons.